UAUGUUGUCAGUCGAGUUUAUUGUUUAUUUGUGUCAGACUCAUGAGAGUGACUUCAUUUAUGGUAGCGCAAUAUUUAGUGAAUUAAUAAAAAAACAACAAAAACAAUAACCAUAGUGAACGUGAAACGACAAGUGCGAAGCAAGUGUCAACAACAACAAACAAGCAGCUACCAUAUUUGACCAUAUUUUCGAUAAGUAAACUACGAAAUCGCUGUAAUUUAAUUGGAUAAAACUAUUGUUGAGAGAACACACAGUUACAAUCUUGAACUUUCCAGGCAAUGAGUUCAAGUAAUAAAGAUAGUGCAGCUUCUGUUGCUGCCCAUAUGAAUGGAGAAGGCAGCAGCACCACUACGGGUACAAACAUAUUGUCCACCCAGCUAGCAACAUAUCGAGUGUUUGUGGUCACUUGGAAUGUUGGUUCCCGUUUUCCAGACAACAUUUCAUUGCGCAACUUGUUGGGUAUUAGCAAUCUGGUCGAAGAUCAUCAUUUACCCGAUAUAUAUGCUAUUGGAUUGCAAGAGGUCAAUGUUCAACCUCAACAACAAGUAUUGGGUUUGUUCAAGGAAGACCCUUGGACGGACAAGGUCAAGCACUUGUUGAAGGAUUUCAAUUAUGUGCUCAUUAAAACCGAGCAAAUGCAAGGAUUAUUGGUUAGCUUAUUUGUGAGACGGCAGCAUGUACCACAUUUACGUGAUAUUGAACCAGAAUUUACACGGACUGGAUUCGGUGGCAUUUGGGGCAAUAAGGGUGCCGUUUCGGUGCGUUUCAAUCUUUAUGGCUGUGCCUUGUGUUUUGUGGUAUGCCAUUUGGCUGCCCAUGACCAUCAUUUGGACGAGAGGAUUGAGGAUUUCAAACAAAUAAUGGAUAAUCACCACUAUCAUGUGCCACGCUAUAGGGAAAUCUAUGACCACGAUUACGUUUUUCUUUUUGGUGAUUUAAAUUUCCGCCUUAUGGGUGAUGAUUCAGCCCAGGAAAUUCGUGAUAAAGUUAUCAAAGACGAGGCUCUAGAGGAAUUAAUGAGUCGUGAUCAGCUUUCAUAUGUUCGGCAACAGACACAAGAGGCAUUCCAAUUACUGCAAGAACGUAAACCUGCCUUUCCACCCACCUUUAAGUUUCACGAAGGUACUUCGGACUAUAAUCUGAAGAGAAGACCAGCAUGGACAGAUCGUAUUUUGUAUUCGGUUCAACCGAACAAUAAACAACCCAAUAAUAAUUUGGAAAUAGAACAGUGUGCCUACAAAUCCAUUCCUGGCUAUUGCAUCAGUGAUCACAAGCCGGUGACUAGUGAAUUUACCAUUAAACUAUAUCCCAAUUAUCGUGCGCCAUGUGUUGAAUUCAAGGACAUCACUGCUUGGAAAAUUGACGAGGAAAACACUGUGGAGUACAAGAAACCUUUGGAUUUACAAGAACGCGAUUUCGAUUGGAUAGGCAUUUAUCCGGUCAACUAUGCUAGUCUUAAGGAAUAUGUUUCAUAUGAAUAUGUCAAUAAGACAGAGUCUCCUCCAUCCACUCCAGAGGCUAAUGAUCCAUUUUGGGAUAGCAAUACAGGAGGACGCAGACAUCGCAGGCAUGGCCAUCGCCAUCACAAUCCAAAUCGUGAGCGUGUACGACGUCAACAACAAGCCAAUGAGGAAUUAGUUCGUCUUGAAUUUGAUGAUGAUGCCGAUCUUAAGGAUGGCGAAGAAUAUGUGCUAAUCUAUUUCCAUAACACCGGAUUACGGGGUGUAUCAAGUGUGGCUGGCAUAAGUAAUGUUUUCAAGGCCGAAAAGCGACCCUCAACACCGAGACUUUCCAACGUAGACUAACAGAGGUUUUCAUUUGGCUAUGCCAGUGAUAUAUUAUUGAUAUGAAAUCCGUACCACCAAACAACCCCCGAACCAAUAAAACC
This is a messenger RNA of Musca domestica (house fly), 1888 nucleotides long. Its product is annotated as inositol polyphosphate 5-phosphatase K. Gene Ontology annotation, molecular function: phosphatidylinositol-4,5-bisphosphate 5-phosphatase activity. Lineage: Eukaryota; Metazoa; Arthropoda; Insecta; Diptera; Muscidae. Bases 279 to 1805 code for a protein of 508 amino acids. The transcript has a single exon. Gene Ontology annotation, cellular component: ruffle; plasma membrane; cytoplasm. Gene Ontology annotation, biological process: phosphatidylinositol dephosphorylation. The record is from RefSeq and is a predicted model, not a curated record.